GGGUGUUUCUUUUUUUUUUCUACUUCUUCUAUUUUUUUGGCAAUAAUGAUGAGGCUCCACUGAGGGAGCACUGAGUCGUGACACGGAUGAGUUCAGUUGGCGUUUGGAGACGCUUCAGCUGGACAGGGACAAUAACUGCGUCCUGUUUGCAAUGAGGCUAACUCAUCACGUAUCCGUUUUCCACGUACCUCGAGCUACCACCACACGGUUCCUGGAUGGACCUGGGCGAGCACAGCUGGUCCACAGUCAAGCGUGAAGUGUCCAGUAACCCAGGCUCGCCGAGCGAGCAGAGCUGCGUUCACGGCGAGCGCAGGGACGAGUUGAGGACAUCACCCCUGGACGUAGCGGGGAGUCGGCGCGCAGACACACGGCCGCUGCCCUCCUACGCCGCCUUCGGCCACCCGGUGUGUACGGACGACGUGCCGCUAUUCGCGGACCUGGACCAGGCCGCUAAGCUUGGCGCGCACAAAACCGGGAUCGUGGUGGACCCUGGCGACAUGUACUCGACGCUAGCAGCCUACGAGUCGCCGUCGGCAGCUUACAUGCACUCCAGUCCCAACUCGCCGGUAUACGUACCGACCUCGCGAGUUGGGCCAAUGAUCCCGAGUCUGCCUUACCUGCAGCCGAGCUCGGCGGCGUCACAACCGAGCCACGUAGUCAGCAGCCACGCCGGAUGGUCUCAACCCGCGCCCGAGAGCCCGUCGUCCUACAGCACCGGGAGCCCACACGCCACCUCUACACGCUUUCACUACUCACCAAGCCCGCCCGUUAACAACGGCACGGCAAGGGACUCGAGCUACCCGACCUCGCUGAACGCCAGCGGCAGGGAUCAGUACCUGUCGCGGCCCCUUAGUGGCUCCUACACCGGGCCGUACGCGCCCUACGUGGGAGCGCAGCUGCCCCAGUUACCCACCGCGUGGCCCGCGGGACCCUUCGAUAACUCCAUGCUGCAUUCAUUACAAAGCCGAGCAGCGCCGCUCUCCAUCAGACCCGGACCUGCAGACUACCUUGAGGAAGCGAUGGAGAGUCGGGAGUGCGUGAACUGCGGCUCCAUCUCCACCCCGCUGUGGAGGCGCGACGGCACCGGUCACUUUCUCUGCAACGCCUGCGGCCUGUACAGCAAAAUGAACGGUCUGAGCCGACCAUUAAUUAAGCCGCAGAAGCGCAUGUCGUCUUCCAGAAGAGUCGGUCUUUCCUGUGCAAACUGCCAGACCAGCACGACGACCCUGUGGCGCAGAAACGCAGAGGGGGAACCGGUGUGCAACGCAUGCGGACUCUACACCAAAUUACACGGGGUACCACGACCCCUGGCUAUGAAGAAGGAAGGAAUUCAGACGAGAAAAAGAAAACCGAAAAACUUGAACAAAACCAAGGGAUCGUCUGCAGGAAGCAGCUCUGUCCCUGUGACUCCAACAUCAUCAUCAUCAUCUUCUGCCUCAGAAGAGAACUCGAAGAACAGUCCUCCUUCUGCACAUGUGGCCGUGACCUCAGUGAACUCCUCCGAUUUGGUGGGACAUAUAGAAGCUCCAGGCACCACAGGCUCCAUAGUGAAGUACCCUGGCCAGGAGGGUCUGUACUCUAACGUGGGAUUAAUGACCACCGGGGACGUGUCUGCGUCUGUACGGGGUGACACGUGGUGUCCCAUGGCUCUGGCCUGACACUGACCUGUGAGGGAUUAAUAAGCUCCUCAUCGCUUUACUCCACCUCCAUCUCCACCUCCCUGACAUUCGUUUGUAAAAUGGCUGCUUUCAUAAUGGGACUGUAGUCACCCUGAGAGAGAAAACAAAACAACAAAAAACAAAUCUGUGCUCACGACUUUUUCUUCAGCUUUGGAGAGCUUGUGCAAAAACAAACAAACAAAAAAAAAAUCCUACUACUCCAGUUUUUUUGGAAAUACACUCUCUGGAUGUUGAUAAUGAAGACUACGAGCGUUAAUACACAACGUGCCUUUGGAACUUUUUGCUGAAAUACACACUGCACUACACUGAGUGUCGCUCCGAGGAGGACAUGGAUCAAAACGGCUUCUCACAUGUGUGUGUGUGUGCGCGUGCGUGUGUGUGUGCGUGUGGCCAUAUAUAUAAAUGUAUAUAUAAAACUGCUACUGGAUAUUUUUUCCCUCUUGGAAAAAGAAAAAUGAUUGGAUUGCGUCUGAAACGAUCAGAAGAUAAAAUAUUUUCUUUUUCUAAGUUUAACGGAAAGAGUUUUUUUUUUUAUGUUAAAAUUUGAAAUCGUUAAAACUGGAAUUAAAGAUUGUGCCAACCCCAACACCUGCUCCUAAGAAACAAAAAAAACACCCCACCUUCCAUCCUGAAUGAAUGAAAUUGUAUUUAUAAUGCUGGCUGUUUAAAAUUAAUGCUUAUAUUUGUCAAAUAAAACGAAUGUCUGUUAGAGUAGGACCGAAGCCUUGCUCCUUGUUUUUUAAGUCUCUCUGUUUAUAAGCAGGUUCGUGUUUGCUGUCGGUUUAGAUCGUCGAUGCUAAUCUGCACGGGAUCUAAUGUUUAAAAAAAAAAAGAAAGAAAAAAAAAGCUCUUAUACAAUUUGACUGUAAUGGUAAUUAUGGUUUUAACAGGGUAUCUAGUUGCUUUUUUUUUUUUUUUAGCUUCAAAAUUUAGUGCCAAAUCAAGUGUGAUCUUUUAAUGCUGAAUGGUACUUUUACUGUUGUGAUGAUUAUGAAGGACCGAAAGUCUGAAAAGUUCCUACUUUCAUAUUUCUAAUUGCAAAAACAAACAAACAAACAAACAAACUAAAGUAAGCCAAUAUCUGAACUUCAGAACAAACAGCAGUCAGAAAUUCUUUUCUGAUGCUUUUUUUGUUACAACACACCUUGCGAAAAUGUCUCCUCGUCCUUGAUAUAAGAUCUAACUACCUAACUUAACACGAUGGUAUGCAAAUACUAAAAUAUUUUUAUUUGAAAUGUUUAUCUUUUUAUUUUCGUCUCACAAUGAAAUAUACUUAAAUACAAAUAUACACAUUGAGGAAAAAAAAACGUUUGGAUUUUGGUUUUAUUAUUUCGAGUGUUUUUUUUUUGUUUUUUUUUUUUUGUUUUGGCUUGUUGUUGGAUAUCAUCCAGGCCACAGAUAAGCUGUUAAAAUGAUUCACGAUCUGAGUGACUCACUGAAUUGUGUCCCAAAUGGGGGCUCAAGAGCUUCAGUUUAGAUAUAAGGUUAUUCCUGAAUGAUCCAUUUAGAUCUGGUUUGACUUUAAGUAGAGUCUCGGGAGCACUAGAAGGACCAGAGAAGUGUCUUAUGAUGCUGAGCUUCUCUUACCAAUGGGGAGAACUUUUAGUUUAUAUCAUUUUAUUUUUUUGUUUGUUUGUGUGUGUGUGUGUGUGUGUGUGUGUGAGAGAGAGAGAGAGAGAGAGAGAGAGAGAGAGUGAGAGAAAAAUAAGCAACAUCUGAUGACAAUCUCUACGUUUUUCCCUUUUUUUUUAUUCUGUAGAGUUAUUUAUUCCUUUUUUUUUAAAAUGUGGUGUUUCUUUGAGGUGUUUUCUUAUUUUAUUUUACAUUAAUGUAUUUGUAUUUUACACCUGUAUUCUUUAAGCAAUCAUUUGAUUUUCAAACACAGUAGGUGUGUGUGUGUGUGUGUGUGUGUGUGUAUGUGUGUGUUUUGUUUUUUUCCAAAUUUCAAUUUUAUCAAAAUUCCAACGCAGAAGCAGUGUUGUGUUUGAUCUGGUGUGUCUUGAUCACAAGCUAUAAAGGACAUUUUUCUGUAAAAGUUUUUUUUUGUUCUUUUCUGUGUUUCAUGAACCAACGUGUCUCUUCGUCCUCUUUUGUGUGCUGAAUAGACUUUUGAGCAAAAGGCAUGUCGAACCAUUUUAAUCCCGAAAAACCCGAUCGUUUUUACUGCAAAUGCUGCAGGUUCACCCACACUGGACAAAUAAACAAGAACAGGAACUUUA
Tachysurus vachellii is the source of this 3898-nucleotide messenger RNA. It is a transcript of the gene gata6, whose product is annotated as GATA binding protein 6. Gene Ontology annotation, molecular function: zinc ion binding; DNA-binding transcription factor activity, RNA polymerase II-specific; RNA polymerase II cis-regulatory region sequence-specific DNA binding. The coding region runs from base 216 to 1658 and encodes 480 amino acids. The record is from RefSeq and is a predicted model, not a curated record. The transcript is spliced from 7 exons. Gene Ontology annotation, biological process: positive regulation of transcription by RNA polymerase II; cell fate commitment; epithelial cell differentiation. Lineage: Eukaryota; Metazoa; Chordata; Actinopteri; Siluriformes; Bagridae. Gene Ontology annotation, cellular component: nucleus.